Molecule: messenger RNA, 3118 nt
Organism: Leptidea sinapis
Lineage: Eukaryota; Metazoa; Arthropoda; Insecta; Lepidoptera; Pieridae
Exons: 14
Coding region: 241-2955 (904 amino acids)
Biological process (GO): lipid metabolic process
Molecular function (GO): lipase activity
Source: RefSeq, a predicted model, not a curated record
CAGCCACUAGCAAACAGCAAGCCAGUCGGUCACACAGUGCACCUCUCUUCAGACGUAACUUAUCGCGCUAAUACGAAUUAAAUUCGAUAAACGAAAUCGAGUUCUCGUAGCCCCAAACAGUGACAGAGUGAAAAUUAUUGUGAGUGAGUUUUACCUGUAAGUGUCCGAGAAAACUGUGAGUUCUGAGUUGGCGAUCCCUUCCGAUAUAACUGUGUACGUGAAUGCCGCGGCGACGUAUGGAUGGCGCAGCACACCGGGCGGUCUCUCGCCUUGCUCCUGCUGCUCUCGGGGUCUGUCAUAGCUAAAUAUGCAGAGUUGCAAUCAUGGCGCGGCGCUGGACCUCCGGUGUCAGCGGCACAAGAGGCAGAAGAUGAGAAGAGUGAUGCUGAAAUCCUGGCUGCUGUCCGCUCGUCCGUCAAACAGUGGGAGCAGAAGAAAACACGGACCAGGAUAAAGAGGUCCCAAGGGAGUGUCUGUUACGGUGAUUUCGGAUGUUUCGAAGACGCCGGCCCUUUCGCUUACCUGGAGACCCUGCCCAGCCCACCACACGAAGUCGGCACACAAUUUCUACUUUAUUCCACAAUUAGCAGAGGAGACCAGCCCCUGCUGGCAGUGUCUGCGGGAAACUUAUCUGCAGCGUGGAGCUGGGCGGCGCGUACCUUCGACCCGGCGCGACCCACCCGCGUCAUCGUGCACGGGUUCGGCUCCAACUGCGACAACGUGUGGGUCUACGAGAUGCGCUCGGCUCUUAUGGCUGUUGAGGAAUGCAACGUGAUAUGUGUGGACUGGGAAGGAGGAGCCUCAAUGCCGAAUUAUCUUCGCGCCGCGGCCAACACCAGGCUCGUCGGGAAACAGCUCGCCAUGCUGUUGCAAGGACUAUCUGACCAUAUCGAAGUCCGCUACGAAGACAUACACCUAAUCGGAUUCAGUUUGGGCGCACACGUGGCCGGUUUCGCGGGCUCUGAACUAAAGAACAUUAGCAGAAUAACAGGCCUUGACCCAGCCGGCCCUCUUUUCGAGUUUCAAGAUCCUCGCGCGAGACUGGACAAGAGCGAUGCAAAAUUUGUGGACGUCAUUCACUCGAACGGCGAGACGUUGAUCCUGGGGGGCCUCGGGGCAGCCCAGCCGCUGGGACACGUGGACUUCUACCCCAACGGUGGUCGUGUGCAACAUGGAUGCUCCAAUCUGUUUGUCGGAGCGGUGUCAGACCUGGUGCUGCCGUGGGCAGCCGCCUCCCCCGAGGGUCGGUCGCUGUGCAACCACCGGCGGGCGUACAAGUUCUUCACGGACUCGGUCUCUCCCAAGUGUCACUUCCCGGCGUUCCCCUGCGCUGAUUAUGACGCCUACCUUGAGGGUCGAUGCUUCCCGUGCGACAGCGAUCGUCGAUGCGGCAACAUGGGUUACUACGCAGACCGCUCGCUCGGUAGAGGGCAACUGUACUUGCUGACCAGAGAAGAGGAACCAUUCUGUGCUCAUCAGUACCACGUAGAAGUGUGGGGAGGUAUCGAGGCUGGCGAGAAGACCAACUUCGGUCGAGUCUCUCUUACUCUGCACGGAGAUUCUGGUCUCAAUGAGACUUUUCCAAUGCCCAAACGCGAGGACAAAGCGGCACCAUCUCGGUGGAGCCGCGUGUUGGUGCCGCACCCCGCGCUCGGCGUCCCGCUGCGUGCCACGUUGCAUUACGCCGCGUACAACGGCUGGCUAAGCGCGGGCGCCAAGCGGGUUCACUUCGAUAAGCUUCUCAUCACUGACAGUUUUGGCAAAACUUCAUCAAACUGCAAUGUGGUGCGGGUUGGGUCUGACGAGUCCGUUCAACUCCCGCUUCAUCCCGGCAACUGUGAAAUUCGGCCGGAGGAUGAAAUCACAAAUGAAACGAACAUAGAAGACGUUGUUGUAGAUAAGAACUCCACACGAAUACUAGGCGACCCGCACGACAACGAACUUCCGGAGGAGCCGCCAAAACCGUUCGAGCUUGUGGACACGUACGAGUGGGACACCAAUACUGAAACCGGUCGUGCCUUCGGCAUGACCAAUACUAAAACUGCCCCGAGUGGCGCUGUCGAAAUUGCCGAACCGGUCCUCAGGCCUCGGCUGCGCAAAACUCCCAGACAAAGAGCUGACAAUCCGGAUGAACAAGAAAUAUCUGAACCUCUCCUGCGUCCCACACAAGCACCCCGAACGACGCCAUUGAUACGCAAAGCGAAAAACUACGACGUUACCUCACCGCCUAACACCAUACCGGACGAAAGGGCCGAGAAGGAUACAAGUUUCGCCGUACAAUUCUUACCAGCGCGAUUAGCAUCCUUCAUCUCCAGAGCUGAACGCUACGCCAGGGAUACCCUUCUGCCUCUAGUGUCCGCUUAUACGCCGCGUUUACCUAUAUUCGGUUCAAGAGAAGUGCCAAAAACCAUAGCCCGAUUUAUACCAACAGAAGAAUUGAACGCGACAAGUUCUGUUCCUAUUCCGACGCCAACUUUAGAAAUGAAAAUAGAAAUGUUGCAAACGAUGGGGCCACCGGGAGAAAAGCGAGAGUUUGAGACUCCGGAAGACCCGGACAUUCCCGUCGUGAUAUCCACAACAACCACUUCGACGUCCACUACGACAACGGAGAAGAUCCGAGCGGCGCCGACGGAGAUGCUGCAAGUUGUCGAAGGGCCGGCAAUUUCAACCAGUACAGCUUUACCACCGGUGGCUUUACGCUCGAAGGGGGAAAAAAUUGUUAUUGUAUAUCCGACGAACGCUAGAGAAGAAAAAAAGAUCCGUUCCCAUUCGUAUCCAGAGGAGAUGCAGUUCGAAGCUAUUUACCGACACACUGCGGAGCCCACAGCAGUCAGGGUUGACUUGCCAACGUUCCCCCCGCCCACUACUACUUUGGCUACGACAUCGGUCAAGUCAGAGUCUGACCCAAGAUACAUUCCUGUACCAUUCCACAAUUCAAAAAAAGACCAAUCGUAGUUGUGUAGAGUUAAAUUUAUUUGUACAUAUUGUUGUUACUUGUUUACGAAACCUAUUGUAAAAAAUCUUUAGUAUGAAUAAUGUAGAUGCUAUGUAUAUAGGUAGGUAGAAUAAGACAAUUUUUAUAUUAAACUUAUUUAUUAAAAAAAUGGUUUUACUAUCC